AAACAAGCUAUUUGCUGAUUUGUAUUAGGUACCAUAGAGUGAGCCUCAAUACAGGAAGCCGAGGAUGAAGCCGAGAGGAUACUGCAGAGGUCUCUUUAGUGUAUGUGUAAGGCUUUCCUCCCAGGGAGAAUGCAGCAGUUGUAAAUAGUUGGUAACCUUUUGCAACAAAAAAUCGGGCCACUUCCACUGAGGGUACGUUAUCAUCCCGACUCCAGGAGAUCCUGUCAUCCCUCACUGCAGAUGGGUGAUUUUCCUCUUUCUCAGCACAAGACAUUUUCCCAGGUGGACAUGAAGCUUUUUCAACAUCUUUUCUAAUAUGGAUUCCUUCACUCCUACCUGUUUGAGCACUUUCCUAUGCAGAAUAAAUGGUAAUUAAAAUGUGCAGGAUGACAAGAUGGAGCAAACAGUGCUUGUACCACCAGGACCUGACAGCUUCAACUACUUCACCAGAGAAUCUCUUGCAGCUAUUGAACAACGCAUUGCAGAAGAGAAAGCUAAGAAUCCAAAACCAGACAAGAAAGAUGACGAUGAAAAUGGCCCAAAGCCAAAUAGUGACUUGGAAGCUGGAAAGUCCCUUCCAUUUAUUUAUGGAGACAUUCCACCUGGAAUGGUGUCUGAGCCCUUGGAGGACCUGGACCCAUAUUAUAUCAAUAAAAAAACUUUUAUAGUAUUGAAUAAAGGGAAGGCAAUCUUCCGAUUCAGUGCCACUUCUGCCCUGUACAUUUUAACUCCCUUCAAUCCUCUUAGGAAAAUAGCUAUUAAGAUUUUGGUACAUUCAUUAUUCAGCAUGCUAAUUAUGUGCACUAUUUUGACAAACUGCGUGUUUAUGACAAUGAGUAAUCCUCCCGACUGGACGAAGAAUGUAGAGUACACUUUCACAGGAAUAUAUACAUUUGAAUCACUUAUAAAAAUCAUUGCAAGAGGUUUCUGUUUAGAAGAUUUCACUUUUCUUCGAGAUCCAUGGAAUUGGCUUGAUUUCACUGUCAUUACAUUUGCAUAUGUGACAGAGUUUGUGGACCUGGGCAAUGUCUCAGCGUUGAGAACAUUCAGAGUUCUCCGAGCAUUGAAAACAAUUUCAGUCAUUCCAGGCUUGAAGACUAUUGUAGGGGCUCUGAUCCAGUCAGUGAAGAAACUUUCUGAUGUCAUGAUCCUGACUGUGUUUUGUCUAAGUGUAUUUGCUCUUAUUGGACUACAGUUGUUCAUGGGUAACCUGAGGAAUAAAUGUGUGCAAUGGCCUCCUGCCAAUUCCUCUUAUGAAGAACACAGUAUUGAAAAGAAUAUUACUAUGGAUUACAAUGGCACCCUUGUAAAUGAAACCAUCUUUGAGUUUGACUGGAAAUCUUACAUUGAAGAUGAAAAAUAUUUUUAUUAUCUGGAAGGAUAUAUGGAUGCACUCCUCUGUGGUAACAGCUCAGAUGCCGGCCAGUGUCCAGAAGGAUAUAUGUGUGUGAAAACUGGCCGAAAUCCUAAUUAUGGCUAUACAAGCUUUGAUACCUUCAGCUGGGCUUUCUUGUCCCUGUUUCGAUUGAUGACUCAGGACUUCUGGGAAAACCUUUACCAACUGACACUACGUGCAGCUGGCAAGACAUACAUGAUAUUUUUUGUCCUGGUCAUUUUCUUGGGCUCUUUCUAUCUUAUAAAUCUGAUUCUGGCUGUGGUUGCCAUGGCCUAUGAGGAGCAGAAUCAGGCUACCUUGGAAGAGGCAGAGCAAAAGGAGGCUGAGUUUCAACAGAUGCUGGAACAGCUUAAGAAGCAACAGGAAGCAGCUCAGGCAGCAGCAGCCACUGCCUCUGAACAUUCCAGAGAACCCAGUGCAGCAGGUGGACUCUCAGAGAGCUCGUCAGAAGCCUCAAAACUGAGUUCAAAAAGUGCAAAGGAAAGAAGGAAUAGGCGAAAGAAAAGAAAACAGAAAGAACAGUCAGGUGGAGAAGAGAAAGAUGAGGAUGAAUUCCACAAAUCUGAAUCUGAAGAGAGUAUUAGGAGGAAAGGCUUCCGGUUUUCCAUUGAAGGGAAUCGAUUGACCUAUGAGAAGAGGUACUCCUCCCCGCACCAGUCCUUGUUGAGCAUUCGUGGCUCCCUGUUUUCUCCAAGGCGCAACAGCAGAACAAGCCUUUUCAGCUUUAGAGGGCGAGCAAAGGAUGUGGGAUCUGAGAAUGAUUUUGCUGAUGAUGAACACAGCACAUUCGAGGACAAUGAAAGCAGGAGAGAUUCCCUCUUUGUCCCUCGUCGCCAUGGAGAACGACGCAACAGUAACAUAAGUCAGGCCAGUAGAUCAUCCCGGAUGCUGGCGGUGUUUCCAGUGAAUGGGAAGAUGCACAGCACUGUAGAUUGCAAUGGUGUGGUUUCCUUGGUUGGUGGACCUUCAGCUCCUACAUCGCCUGUUGGACAGCUUCUGCCAGAGGUGAUAAUAGAUAAGCCAGCUACUGAUGACAAUGGCACAACUACUGAAACAGAAAUCAAAAAGAGAAGGUCAAGUUCUUUCCAUGUUUCCAUGGAUUUUCUAGAAGAUCCUAUCCAAAGGCAAAGAGCAAUGAGUAUAGCCAGUAUAUUAACCAAUACUGUGGAAGAACUUGAAGAAUCCAGACAAAAGUGUCCACCUUGCUGGUAUAAAUUUUCCAACAUUUUCUUAAUCUGGGACUGUUCCCCACACUGGUUGAAAGUGAAACACAUUGUCAAUCUAAUUGUGAUGGAUCCAUUUGUUGAUCUGGCAAUUACCAUCUGUAUUGUCUUAAAUACUCUGUUCAUGGCCAUGGAACAUUAUCCAAUGACUCCUCAUUUCAAUAAUGUACUUUCAGUAGGAAACUUGGUCUUUACUGGGAUCUUUACAGGAGAAAUGUUUCUGAAGAUAAUUGCCAUGGACCCCUACUAUUAUUUUCAAGAGGGCUGGAAUAUAUUUGAUGGUUUUAUUGUAACUCUUAGCUUAGUAGAACUUGGAUUGGCCAAUGUGGAAGGAUUGUCCGUUCUCCGUUCUUUCAGACUGCUCCGAGUUUUCAAGUUGGCAAAAUCUUGGCCAACAUUAAAUAUGCUGAUAAAAAUCAUUGGCAACUCAGUAGGAGCUCUGGGAAACUUGACAUUGGUGUUGGCCAUUAUUGUUUUCAUUUUUGCUGUGGUUGGCAUGCAGCUCUUUGGUAAAAGCUACAAAGACUGUGUCUGCAAGAUCGCCCCUAACUGUGAACUUCCACGCUGGCACAUGCAUGACUUCUUCCAUUCCUUCCUGAUUGUGUUCCGGGUGCUGUGUGGAGAAUGGAUAGAGACCAUGUGGGAUUGUAUGGAGGUUGCUGGCCAAGCCAUGUGUCUUACUGUUUUCAUGAUGGUCAUGGUGAUUGGAAACCUUGUGGUAUUGAAUCUGUUUCUGGCCUUACUCCUGAGUUCAUUUAGUGCAGACAACCUUGCUGCUACAGAUGAUGAUAAUGAAAUGAACAAUCUCCAGAUUGCUGUGGAUCGAAUGCAUCGAGGCAUAGCUUAUGUGAAAAGGAAAAUAUAUGAAUUCAUUCAACAGGCCUUUGUCAGAAAACAGAAGGUUUUAGAUGAAAUCAAACCACUUGAUGAUCUGAAUAACAAGAAAGAUAGCUGCAUGUCCAAUCACACAACAGAAGCAGGAAAAGAUCUUGAUUAUCUGAAAGAUGCCAAUGGGACUACAAGUGGAAUAGGGACAGGCAGCAGUGUGGAAAAAUACAUAAUUGAUGAAAGUGAUUACAUGUCAUUCAUAAAUAACCCCAGCCUCACAGUAACAGUACCAAUUGCUGUUGGAGAAUCUGACUUUGAAAAUUUAAACACAGAAGACUUCAGCAGUGAAUCAGAUCUGGAAGAAAGCAAAGAAAAACUUAAUGAGAGCAGCAGUUCAUCUGAAGGCAGUACUGUAGACAUUGGGCUUCCUGAAGAGGAACAGCCUGUAGCAGAACCUGAAGAAGCCCUUGAACCUGAAGCCUGUUUCACUGAAGGUUGUGUACGAAGGUUCAAAUGCUGUCAAGUCAGUGUGGAAGAAGGUAGAGGAAAACAGUGGUGGAACCUGAGAAAAACCUGUUUCAGGAUAGUUGAACACAACUGGUUUGAGACUUUCAUUGUUUUCAUGAUUCUUCUCAGUAGUGGUGCUCUGGCAUUUGAAGACAUUUAUAUUGAACAGCGAAAGACUAUUAAAAUCAUGUUGGAAUAUGCUGAUAAAGUUUUCACUUACAUCUUCAUUCUAGAAAUGCUUCUAAAGUGGGUGGCAUAUGGUUAUCAAACUUAUUUCACUAAUGCCUGGUGUUGGUUAGACUUCUUAAUUGUUGAUGUCUCUUUGGUUAGUUUAACAGCGAAUGCCUUGGGCUACUCAGAACUUGGUGCCAUUAAAUCCCUCAGAACACUAAGAGCUCUGAGACCUCUUAGAGCCCUAUCAAGAUUUGAGGGAAUGAGGGUGGUUGUGAAUGCCCUCUUAGGAGCCAUUCCCUCCAUCAUGAAUGUGCUUCUGGUUUGUCUUAUAUUCUGGCUAAUUUUCAGCAUCAUGGGAGUAAAUCUGUUUGCUGGCAAGUUCUACCACUGUGUUAAUACCACAACUGGUGAUAUGUUUGACAUCUCACAAGUCUAUAAUCGUUCUCAGUGUUUCGAACUUAUAGAAAGAAAUGAGACUGCCCGGUGGAAAAAUGUUAAAGUAAACUUUGAUAAUGUAGGAUUCGGAUAUCUCUCUUUACUUCAAGUAGCUACAUUUAAAGGAUGGAUGGAUAUUAUGUAUGCAGCUAUUGACUCAAGAAAUGUGGAACUACAACCCAAAUAUGAAGACAACCUUUACAUGUAUCUUUACUUUGUUAUUUUCAUCAUCUUUGGGUCAUUCUUCACCUUGAAUCUGUUCAUUGGUGUCAUCAUUGAUAAUUUCAAUCAGCAAAAAAAGAAGUUUGGAGGCCAAGAUAUCUUCAUGACAGAGGAACAGAAAAAAUACUACAAUGCAAUGAAAAAAUUGGGGUCCAAGAAACCACAAAAACCAAUACCACGUCCAGGGAACAAAUUCCAGGGAAUGGUUUUUGAUUUUGUAACCAGACAAGUCUUUGAUAUCAGUAUCAUGAUUCUCAUCUGCCUCAAUAUGGUCACCAUGAUGGUGGAGACUGAUGAUCAGAGUGAAGAAAUGACUAGCAUUCUAUCCCGGAUUAAUUUGGUGUUCAUUGUCCUCUUCACUGGAGAAUGUGUGCUGAAGAUGAUCUCCCUUCGCCAUUACUACUUCACCAUAGGAUGGAACAUAUUUGAUUUUGUGGUAGUUAUUCUCUCCAUUGUAGGUAUGUUUCUGGCAGAGCUGAUAGAAAAAUAUUUCGUGUCCCCUACCCUGUUUCGAGUGAUCCGUCUCGCCAGGAUUGGACGAAUCCUCCGUCUUAUCAAAGGAGCAAAGGGAAUCAGAACACUUCUCUUUGCUUUGAUGAUGUCCCUCCCUGCUCUGUUUAACAUUGGCCUCCUACUCUUCCUGGUUAUGUUUAUUUAUGCUAUUUUUGGAAUGUCUAAUUUUGCCUAUGUCAAGAGGGAAGUUGGAAUUGAUGAUAUGUUCAACUUUGAAACCUUUGGCAACAGCAUGAUCUGUCUCUUCCAAAUUACCACAUCUGCUGGUUGGGAUGGUUUGCUUGCACCCAUUCUUAACAGCGGACCACCAGAUUGUGAUCCUCAAAAAGUACACCCUGGAAGUUCAGUCAAAGGAGAUUGUGGCAACCCCUCAGUUGGGAUUUUCUUUUUUGUCAGUUAUAUUAUUAUCUCAUUUCUGGUAGUUGUAAAUAUGUACAUUGCUGUUAUUCUAGAAAAUUUCAGUGUUGCUACUGAAGAAAGUGCUGAGCCCCUGAGUGAAGAUGACUUUGAGAUGUUCUAUGAGGUUUGGGAGAAGUUUGAUCCUGAUGCCACUCAAUUCAUGGAAUUUGAAAAACUUUCUCAAUUUGCAGCAGCUCUGGAUCCACCUCUCAAUUUACCACAGCCAAACAAAAUUCAGCUUAUUGCCAUGGAUCUGCCCAUGGUGAGUGGGGAUCGAAUUCACUGCCUUGACAUCCUAUUUGCUUUUACAAAGCGUGUUUUGGGAGAGAGUGGAGAGAUGGAUGCUCUCAGAAUACAGAUGGAAGAGAGAUUCAUGGCAUCUAAUCCUUCCAAAGCCUCUUAUGAGCCAAUUACCACAACACUAAAAAGAAAACAAGAGGAAGUAUCUGCUGUUAUCAUUCAACGGGCUUACAGACGUCAUCUUUUAAAGCGAACGGUAAAACAAGCCUCAUUUACUUAUAACAAAAAUAAACUCAAAGGUGGGGCAAACCUUCUGGUUAAAGACGACAUUCUUAUUGAAAACUCUAUCACAGAAAAAACAGAUCUGACCAUGUCCACAGCGGCUUGUCCACCUUCCUAUGAUCGAGUAACAAAGCCAAUCCUAGAGAAACAUGAAAGAGAAGACAAAGAUGACAAGGCCAAGGGAAAGUGAACAAAUGCAAAUAAAAAAUGAUUAUGUGACAAAUUGUUUACAGCCUAGGAAGGUGGUGUAUUUUUGUCAACAGGACUCCAUUAGGAGGUUCAUGCCAAACUGACUGUUUUUACAAAAAUAUACUCUUAAGGUCAGUGCCUAUAAUAAGACAGUGACCCCUCGUCAGCAAACUGUGACUCUGCUUAAAGGGGAGACCACCUUGACAAGAGGUUACUGUUCUCACUACCAGCUGACACUGCUGAAGAGAAAAGACACAUGGCUACUCAGACUGUAGGGACCAGUUUAAAAGGGGGUGCAAACCUAAAAUUUUGGGUGGGGGUAACAUAAAAUACUUUAGUAUAGUAAUCGUAUUCACUGUUUGCAUCUCAACUGCCACAUUUGUCAUAUUUUUACAAAAUCUGUUAGUGGAUUCAUCUUUUUUUUAAUUCAUAUGUUGUUUAUUAUAUGUGACUGUUAUAUGUGACUAUUUUUGUAAAUGGGGUUUAUGUUGGGAAACGGGGUUAAGAACUACUUUACAGGUAUGACCUCUGAGGGUUUUACCAUAUGGCUCCUCCAAUAUAUACAAAGAAAUGGUUUGCAUGAAGGCAUGCUGCACUUAAAGAUCAUGCAUGAGAAAAAGUUACAAGGAAACCAAUGGAUUUUUCAAUUACUUCAGUGUUUUGGGAGGGGAUUUGGAAAAUAAACGGGAGGUACUUAUCUGAUUGUGUUUAGAUUAAAGUCAGAUAAGUCUUUUAUACCCAGAAAGCCUCCCCCAACCCCACCCAAGAACAUAAUAAGUGGAUUGUUUUAGGCUGGCCAUUACAUCUCAGUAGGUGCAAACUUCAUACAAACGUCUGAAGUCACAAAUGUUACGUUUUUCUUUAUUAUGUAAAACAGAACACUGAAUAACUUAAUGAGGCUGCCCCUAAAAAACAGAAAUGACCAAAAUAACCCUUUAUAAAGUUCUGCUUAAUCCUGUACUUUGUUUAGCCAUCUUCAGCUCUCAACAAGAUUGACAUCCAUGUUACAAAAUGCCCUGUAUUAUGUAAAUAGACAUUUUAUUCUGUGGUGCAUGUUUGAGCAAACAAAUAAUGACCAGAGCACAGUAUUUAUUGCAUCAAAUAUGUACCACAAGAAGUGUAGAGUGCAAGCUUUCAAAAGGUUAUAUAAUAUAAUCUGUACCAUUAGAGAUAGUUUGGAUGCUAUCAGUGCAUGUUUAUAUUGCCUAUGCUGCUGUAUCCUGCUCUUUCCACUGUUGAGAACCUCCUAUGGGAAAACAUAUAUCAGUGGUAAAGUCAUGGAACUCAAGUUCAACAGAGCUCAUUCCUUUAAGUCAUUAAGCAAUAGUUUGCAGCACUUUAAGAGCUUUGGGGUUUGUAUUUUUAAAUUUUAAGUAAAUAACUUACGGUGUAUAGCCAAACUGUACAGACAUGAUACAAACUGCUUAACCUGUUUAAAAAAAAAAAUGUGUUUAGAAUUUUAUAACCAAAUAUAAAUACUGUAAAAAAAAAAAAAAAAAACAUUUUAUUUUAUUUUUCAGCAUUAUGUACAUAAAACAAAAAAAUGAAAAUUAACUUCAGGUUGAUGUCACAGUCACUUUUCUUACUUUCUGUCCAUAGCAUUUUCUCAUGAAAGAUAUUUGUUAAAUGGGAAAUGAAAAAGAAUGGGUAGUUGUAGAUUUCUGCUUUUUCAAAUCACAUUUGCCAAUGUCAAAUGAUUUAAAUUUAAAAAGAAAACAGUGGAUUCACAAGUUGCUUCCAAAUUAUACUUUGAGAUUAGAAAAAGGUGUGCAUUUUUGUUAAAAAUCCCUGGUACUGCCUGCAUCAACAAUUUAAGAUGGUCAUUCCCUUUUGUUCUAAUCAUUAACCUUCCAUUCUUUUUAUUCCUUUGGAGUCAUGCAGCAAUAGAACUGUUUGAAAUAUAAUAUGGGUUCCACCAUAUUUUCUUUUUCACAAGAACCAAAUAGUGAACUUGUAUGAUCAGUCACAUCAGAACAUUUUGUAUUUCUUAAACAAACUGUAGACUCCUUCCCACCACCCCACCACCCCUUUAAAACUGCUUAAAUAAACUGUAUUCGUGAACUGCAUGCAGGAAAAUGCUACUAUUACCCUAAAUGAUGCUAAGCAACAUUACCAAUGCGCCAAAAUAAUAAAGAUUACUUUUUUAUUGUA
This is a messenger RNA of Sarcophilus harrisii (Tasmanian devil), 8559 nucleotides long. Its product is annotated as sodium channel protein type 1 subunit alpha. Gene Ontology annotation, cellular component: voltage-gated sodium channel complex; axon; plasma membrane. The record is from RefSeq and is a predicted model, not a curated record. The coding region runs from base 395 to 6409 and encodes 2004 amino acids. Lineage: Eukaryota; Metazoa; Chordata; Mammalia; Dasyuromorphia; Dasyuridae. Gene Ontology annotation, molecular function: voltage-gated sodium channel activity. The transcript has 28 exons. Gene Ontology annotation, biological process: membrane depolarization during action potential; neuronal action potential; sodium ion transmembrane transport.